Messenger RNA from Quercus lobata, 897 nucleotides. RefSeq lists its product as uncharacterized. Gene Ontology annotation, molecular function: zinc ion binding; nucleic acid binding. The transcript has a single exon. The record is from RefSeq and is a predicted model, not a curated record. The coding region runs from base 1 to 897 and encodes 298 amino acids. NCBI's taxonomy places the organism in Eukaryota, Viridiplantae, Streptophyta, Magnoliopsida, Fagales, Fagaceae.
AUGACAUGGAAUCCCAUGCAUGUACCGUUGAAGAAGACACACAACGCUGAACUCCACCACAGCAAUAACAAGGAUUUGAACACAGAGGACUGGGAAAUACAGGUGACUCUAGAAAUGAAGCGUAAACUUGCUGGGCCAUGGCAAACGAGCAUCAUCCUCAAACUCAUGGGAAGACCUCUCAGAUAUCGGGCACUCCAAACCAGGUUAGCGAGUAUUUGGCGACCCUCAGGUAUGACUCAUUUCAUUGAUAUUGGAUAUGGCUUUUUUAUUAUGCGUUUUGAAGAGACAAAGGACUACCACCAUGCGCUCAUGGAUGGACCAUGGUUUGUGGGCGACCAAUACCUACACGUGCAGGCAUGGGAAGCAAAUUUCCACCCGCACAUAGCCAAAAUUUCAACUACGGCAAUUUGGAUCCGUUUGGAACAAUUGCCUAUAGAAUACUAUCAUACCGAGUUUCUCAAACAUGUGGACCAUAAACUAGGAAAACUUCUAAAGGUGGACGCCAUAACUAGUGCCGCCAUUCGAGGGAGAUAUGCUCGGCUAUGUGUCCAAAUAAACAUGACUAAACCGCUACCGAAACGAGUUAAAAUUGUCUCCUUUUGGCAAGACAUUGUCUACGAAAACCUUCCCCUGCUUUGCUACCCGUGUGGACGAAUUGGCCACCGCAAAGCUCACUGCUUCGAGGGCCUCACUGAAACUCCAACCAUGACCCCUCUUCGAAGGCCACCUUCCGAGACUUCGCCAUGUGGUAUGCAGCACCAACGUGAUGCACAUACCCCAGUAAAACCACGUGUCCCACCCACUUCACCUCAGGUCCAUGUGCUGCGCAAUCCGUAUGUUGGUUCAGCGAAGGGACAGCCACUUGAGGGGUUGACACAGCCAGUUGGAUUUCACUGA